AUGAUUCUUGACGAAGACGACGUCAAGCUAAUGGUCCAUGUACUGAGCGAAGUCUGUGCCAGAGCCCAGCUGGUAGCAGUACGCGAAUGGACUUCAGAGUCUGCCACUGUACGUGUGCUGGCAGGCCAUCUGAUCCAGCCGGAGUUGUUGCUGGAAUUUGUUGAUUUGGUGGAUACCAACUUGGGCAAGCUCUAUGUGAAACACUCUGGCAAUAACUGGAAAGAAAACAAGCGAAAAGAAAUGAGCGACGAAGGCUUGGUCUAUCUCUGGAUUCUUGACAGAGCCAAUGGCACUUUGAUGGGGUUCAUGAGCUUCAAGCUCUGCGACGAAGGGGAAGAUGCUACAGUGCUCUACUUGUACGAGAUCCACAUAGUACCACAGUACAAAUCGCUCAAAUAUGGGGGACAGCUUAUGGACGUGCUCCAUUCCAUAGCCAAAGACUUGACUGUUCAGGCUGGGCCAUGGUACUUCGAAUCCUGUUUGGCUACAUGUUUAACAGUCUUCACCGAUAACACAAUGGCUCUACAAUGGUACUUGAAGCUAGGCUACCAGCUCCAUCCGGGUUCUCCGCAAGAUCGAAAGCUACGGGGAAAGACAAUCAAGCCCGAUUACUAUAUUCUCUUUCGGCCGUGUAUGUAG
This is a messenger RNA of Scheffersomyces stipitis CBS 6054, 639 nucleotides long. It is a transcript of the gene NAT4, whose product is annotated as Nat4p. The transcript has a single exon. Gene Ontology annotation, cellular component: nucleus. Lineage: Eukaryota; Fungi; Ascomycota; Pichiomycetes; Serinales; Debaryomycetaceae. Gene Ontology annotation, molecular function: histone H2A acetyltransferase activity; protein N-terminal-serine acetyltransferase activity; histone H4 acetyltransferase activity. The coding region runs from base 1 to 639 and encodes 212 amino acids. The record is from RefSeq and is a predicted model, not a curated record.